AGCUUACUAGUCUGCUUCAGAUACACCUGCUCCAUCUCUCGAUCCUCUCUGAAUCCAAUUCGAGCCAUCUUGUCUUCGAUCGGCUUCGUCCUGCUAGCUAGCUCGCUCGGGUUGGGUUGUUGGAAGAGACGAUGGUGGUGAUGGGGCAGCUGGGGAGGUUCGUCGACGGGAUCAAGUCGAAGCUCCGCGGCGGCGGAGGGAGGAAGAGGGGGAGCAAGAAGGAGGAGGCGGCGGCGGCGGCGGUGACGUAUGACAAGAUGGACAAGACGGAGAGCAUGAGGGUGGAGAUGAGGAGCCGGCAGGCGCAGAAGCUCAUCGCCAAGAACCUCGUCGCCGCCGACUCCGUCGGCCGCCGGAACAAGCGCUUCUUCCUCGCCUUCUGAUCGCCACCAAACCAAAACGAUCGAUUUUGUUGCUACGGAUGCGAAGAAUCCCAUCAGACAGAGUAAUCUGCCUUCUGUAGCUCGUGAACCUUUGCUGUUCGUCAGCGGAUUCCACGCAUCCAUGUAGUCGCUUAUGUGUUUAUCUGACUUAUCGUGAUAAAAAAAAGGCUUAAAUUGCGUUCGUUUGGUGAUGAAUAUUGCAGUUUUUUUAUU
Oryza brachyantha (malo sina) is the source of this 596-nucleotide messenger RNA. RefSeq lists its product as uncharacterized. The transcript is spliced from 2 exons. Lineage: Eukaryota; Viridiplantae; Streptophyta; Magnoliopsida; Poales; Poaceae. Bases 132 to 383 code for a protein of 83 amino acids. The record is from RefSeq and is a predicted model, not a curated record.